AUGUUUCACAAGGCUGAAGUGAAAGCAACCCAGAUAGAUAAGACAUACCUAACAAAGAACUAUAAAGAGUUGUGGUUUGUUGUUGACAAAGAAGACGGCUCAGUAGUCACUGUGAAUGCAUUGGAGGGUUGUAAAGAUGAAGAACAAAUGACAUAUGUAGAAACUAGACUGGAGGACUUGGAAGAUAUAGACACCCCAAUCAAACAUGACGACUAUGAAAUACAGGACUGCUUACGACUUUUUAGCGGAGAUGGACCUGCCAGGCAGUUUGAAGGUGGUCAACAACGAGGAGGAAAUUACCCAUGUCUUUGUGGAGUUCAUGCUGAACAACAUACCAAUCUACUCCAUUGCUUCCAUGUUUCUGCUCAAGAUUUGGAUGACAGAUGCAGCACAAUUGGUGACAAAAACCAGAUCAAAGGAUCAGAUGCUCGUCUGUUUUUAAUUAAAUUGGCCCAGUUUACAUCAGAUUUACAUGAAGACAAUGCAUCAGAUAUCACCAUCAGUUACCAGCCUGACAGACAAGAUUAUGAAGCUAUUACAAUUACCAAGGAAAAUGAUGAACCAAUGGAUCAAAUUAGGGACUCUAGUCAUCUGCCAGUAGAUGAAUGUACUGAUUCAAAUGAUGAGGUCAGCAAUGCCAUGGAGGAAGGGUGUACACUUCUGAAAGUGAAACCCUCUCGUCAUUCUGACCCACCUGAAGUACAUGUACUAGCAGUUGACCAUCAAAGAAAACAACAAGAGAACUCCAAAACCAAGGACAAGUACAAAUCCUACAUUAAAGUUUUGAGAUGGGCUGUACAACAUAACAGCACUGAUGCCCAUGAAAACCUGAUCACCAAACCAAAACCAUUACCAGCUAAGAAACCACUAUCAUGCAAAAGGAAAUUAUUUGAUUCUGAAAUUUCCAACCAAGAAUUUGCAUCACGUAGAAAGAAGACAACAUUCGACCUGGUUGUCCAACUACUUGGCCCAUCAUCAGAUGUGGAAGACUGCAUUAAGUACAGGGAAUUGAAGCUUAAACACCCCGGUCAUAAAUCCUUUAUAUCGGCUUUUGAUCAAUCUUUCUCCAAGCUACAGAUUCAGGUCAGCAAGAAAUAUUUUGCCCUGAAAGACGAGACAACAAAAGAUGAUGGAAAGGAGAACCGGGAGAAUCUGUUAGCUGACAAGGAGAUUGCUCAAAAGCUGCUUGAUCACUGGGGAAUGUACUACUUUUAA
Mytilus californianus (California mussel) is the source of this 1215-nucleotide messenger RNA. RefSeq lists its product as uncharacterized. The coding region runs from base 1 to 1215 and encodes 404 amino acids. The record is from RefSeq and is a predicted model, not a curated record. Lineage: Eukaryota; Metazoa; Mollusca; Bivalvia; Mytilida; Mytilidae. The transcript is spliced from 9 exons.